UAUGAAAACAUAUAGUAUAUUAGGUUGGAGGCCAUCGCUAGUAGGUUGGAGGCCAUCGCUAUUAGGGGGAGCAGGCUUGUCAGAUCUCGUCACCUUUCUGCUGCCAGCCCUCUCAGCCACCUUCGCUCCUUUGCACCCCUUCGCUCCUGCGUUGAAAGCGCCAUGCGUGAGCUUGUGCAUGUCCAGGGAGGUCAGUGCGGCAACCAGAUUGGAGCCAAGUUCUGGGAGGUCAUUGCGGAUGAACACGGCAUUGACCCCACUGGAACAUAUCAUGGAGACUCCGACCUGCAGCUCGCCAUGCUUCCUUUUCGACCUGUUUGACCUCUGGAACCAGACCGCAGAAGGUCCUUUUGCCGUGGUGGUCCUUUCCAUGACUUCCGCGCCUCAUGUUUUUUCGAUCUUCCUCUCCUGGACCAAUUUCAACGGGUGCCGCCAGGAACGCAUCAAUGUCUAUUUCAACGAAGCCACGGGAGGGCGCUACGUGCCCCGUGCAGUCUUGAUGGAUUUGGAGCCUGGAACCAUGGACAGCGUUCGUGCUGGGCCAUUCGGACAACUUUUUCGUCCGGACAACUUUGUCUUCGGCCAGACGGGCGCGGGCAACAACUGGGCAAAGGGACACUAUACGGAGGGAGCCGAACUGAUUGAUUCAGUUUUGGACGUGGUGCGAAAGGAAGCAGAAGGCUGCGAUUGCUUGCAGGGCUUCCAGCUUUGCCACUCGCUGGGUGGUGGAACUGGCGCAGGCAUGGGAACGCUAUUGAUCUCCAAGGUCCGAGAGGAGUACCCAGAUCGCAUUAUGGAGACCUUCUCCGUGAUCCCAUCACCAAAGGUGUCAGACACGGUCGUGGAGCCUUACAAUGCAGUCCUCAGCUUCCAUCAGCUAGUGGAGAACUCAGAUGAGUCCUUCCUGCUGGACAACGAGGCAUUGUACGACAUAUGCUUCCGCACGUUGAAGCUGACCACACCAACCUAUGGUGACCUGAACCACUUGGUGUCUGCAGCCAUGAGCGGUGUGACUUGCUGCUUGCGCUUCCCCGGACAGCUGAACUGCGACUUGCGCAAGAUCGCGGUGAACCUGGUGCCCUUCCCUCGUUUGCACUUCUUCAUGACUGGCUUUGCACCUCUGACUUCUCGCGGCUCCCAGCAGUAUCGUGCUCUCACGGUACCUGAGCUGACGCAGCAGAUGUUUGAUGCCAAGAACAUGAUGUGCGCAGCAGACCCUCGUCACGGCCGAUACUUGACAGCCGCGGCCCUCUUCCGUGGCCGUAUGUCAGCUAAAGAGGUGGACGAACAGAUGCUCAAUGUUCAGAACAAAAAUUCUUCCUACUUUGUUGAAUGGAUUCCGAACAACAUCAAGGCCUCCGUUUGCGACAUCCCACCAAAAGGGCUCAAGAUGGCAGUGGCCUUCGCCGGCAAUUCGACCGCUAUCCAAGAGAUGUUCAAGCGGGUGGCAGAGUACUUCACUGCCAUGUUCCGCCGCAAGGCCUUCUUGCAUUGGUACACAGGCGAGGGUAUGGACGAGAUGGAGUUCACUGAGGCGGAGUCAAACAUGAAUGACUUGGUCUCGGAGUACCAGCAGUACCAGGAUGCUACAGCCGAAGAGGAGGGUGAGUUCGAUGAGGAAGAGGGCAAUCCGAGCUGCAUGAAAAUUGGCAGAUGUUUUGGUUUCUUGGCCGCUUGCAAACUUUGCACCACCCUCUUGCAGAAACAGCCUGCCAACUCGUUGGUCCGCGCACUACAUGCCGUUGCAUUGGAGCGCUGCGGCCGCCGAGAUGAGGCCAUUCGGCUUUGCCAAGAUACGGUGACGGCAGGCAUUGCGGCUGAAAAGAACGUGGUGGCCGCAAUGGACGAUACCUGCGUCAACACUUUGCAGGUUGUGCUGAGGCGCUGCCGGCAAUGGGAGCAAAUCCUGCAGAUGUACGAGGCCGCUUGGAACAAGGAUUCAGAUGCUGAAGAGUUUGGCAUUUCGGUGUUCCUGACGGCAGUGCAUUGCAAGGACUUUGUCAAGGCUCAGCAGGUGGCCAGCAAGCUCUACCAGAAGCACAAAAAGUCUCAAUACCUUUUGUGGGUUGUUGCGGCUAUUCUACUGCAGGUUCGGGCGGGCGCUCCGCCCAAAUUGUUGGACCUUGCAUCUAUGUUUCUGCAAAAGGCUCCAUUGGACCUGGCUUCUCUGAAGGGCAAAGUACCCUUCAACCGAGGCCAACUCUACUUGUUUUUUCUCCACUUGGGCACCUUGCAGCUGCAGCAGAAGCAGGCCGAGGCGUUGCAACUCCUGGAGGACUGCCAAUCCCUCCUGAAGCUGCCCUCCGAUGUCUCUGCCCUGCGGGUCCAGCUUCUAUGGGAGGCUGGUCGCCGGAAGGAGGCGGUCUGCGAGGCACGGGAGCAGCUGGUGGCCAAUCCAGGUAGUUGGGCUCAUGCACAGGACUAUGCUCGAAUGGUCUUCGACUGUGAAGGAGCUCAGGCUGGCCGCUUGGUUGAUGUGGACCCGGUCGAGUCCAUGGAGGAGGUGGAUGCCCGUCGCACAGAAGAUGAGGUGCAGAAUGCCCUGCUUCUCUUCCGCCACUUCCAGCAGGUGAAGGAGCAGAGCGUGGCCACGGGCGGUGGCAGUGGGGUGAAUCGCGUGGCCUUCCUGGGAGAGCUUGAGCUGCGCAGGUGUGCUUUAGCUAUGUCCGGACCGGACGAGGCCAACCAUACAGAGGAGCUUUUGAAGGUCCUUUCGGCCUUCAUCCAGCACUUCUCCGGGAGGGCUCAUUGCUUUUUCGACCUCAAGCCGCACUUGUCAUGUCUCUCAGCGGCAGACGCGUUGCCUUUGCUCUCGGCAGCUGGACAAGGCCGCGAAGCGGUGGUGCUCACGGCACGGCUCCGUCGGGCCUUUCGACCAGCUCAUUUGCCAGAAGAUGCGAGUCAGAGAUCUGCUGCAGAGGUGUUGGAAGCUCGCCGAUUGAUUGAGAGCUGGCAGGAACUGGGAGGUGCUGCAGGUGGGCCUGAAGCACUACUCCAGUUGGCAGUGGUGGCUUUCAUCGAGGCUGACCGGUGGUCUUGCAACAAGGCCACAGACCGGCAGCACCUUUUGGAUGCCAUUGCGCUUGCACACAUGGGCCUUGCGCAACAACCUCUUGCCUUUGGUUUCAAGGUGCUGCUCUUGCUGCUCUACAAAGCCCUAGACCUCCCACAACUGAUGAUGAAGUUGUUUAGCACCAUGGACAUCAAGAAUAUCCAGCACGAGAGCCUCUCCUACCUGGUCCUUGAUGCUGCCAACGGCCCCGAGCAGAUCCAACAGGUCUGCCGCAGUAUCCUGGCGUUUCACGAGGACUUGGACAAGGACGGCGGAGAUGCCUUGACCGGCGCAUUUCAGGUGCAAGGAAUCCUGUGCCGAGCCCCUGAAUAUGCUGAUGGACUUCUAGAGGUGAGCCGUAGCUUGAUGUGGGGCAGAGCCAUCGUGGAGGAGACGGCCUGUGAGCUGGCUGCCAGCAGCUGGGAAGCUUUGGAAUGCAGGCAACUGCGUGUGCUUGCUCGAGUGGCAGAGCAGCCGCCAGAGCAAUGGGCUUGGAGGAACCAGGAUCGAGCCCUCCUGAAUGGCUUACAGCCCCUUCCACAGGUGAACCCUCGUGAUUUGCUGAACAAAGAGGCCCUGCGUCCAAUGCCCAGCUCCUUGACGUCCUUCGCCGCCUCGUGGGGAUGCCAAUCCUCCACUCCGCCGAACGGCCAGGGCCGUGACCACGCGCCACGAGGAGGUGGUGCUGCAGAGCUCCUGCUCCAUGGUCCCAGUUCGCUCUCAGAACUGGGGCCGCAGCUGGCACUGAAGGCCUCGCUGCUGCAGGUUGUUGGACAGCUGUUGACGGGGCCUGAGAAGGAGCCUGUGGCCAAGUCUAUGGCCUUUGCACAUGCGGCCUUUGAGCUCUUGGGUGGCGAACCCACCAUGGCUGCAGCAGCUUCAGCCGCCGCCGUGGACGCAGCUGCUGAUGGCAGCUGCUGGGGCAACACCGAGGGCGCCUUCAGGACGUUUGUGAACCUUUGCAGCUACAGCUCCUGCCACUCUGCCAUGAUGGUGCUUCAAUCUGGGGCUGAGGCAUCAGAGCAGGUGGCCUCGAAAUUGGAAGCGAUCACGUCGGGCAUAAGCAGCGUGCUGCUGUGUUUGCGGCCCAGUGACUUCGCCCCACCAUCUCGAGAGGAGAAAGAGAAGGAGGACGUCUGGAGUCCCUAUGUGUUGGGCUCCUUUGGCCAUCGGGCACUUGGGCUUUGGCUCAGCAGCCUCACCGUGGUGAUCCCCGUGCUACUCUGGCUGGGAACUGCAUUGCCAAAACCGGCCAAGAAGGCCAAGGCUGGGGAUACUACGCACCAGAGCCGUUUGGCCCUCCGCGAUUUGCUGCAGUUGCUGCAGCGCAUGCUCACCGAGCUCCAAGCCGAUCUGACGCGCGCGGCCAGCGACGCGGCCGCUGCCGCGCUGGGCGAGGCAGGUGCCUCGGUGGUCGCCGACGGCGUGGAAAGUUUCGAGGAUGCGGUGAAGGAAGCGGCGAAGGCGCUGGUGGAAGCGCACCAGGCACAGUUGAAGAGUCUGGCGGAGAUUUGUGGGCAACGAUUGGCUCUUUUGAAGUCCAAAGCCUUCAAGCCCUGA
Molecule: messenger RNA, 4612 nt
Organism: Durusdinium trenchii
Lineage: Eukaryota; Dinophyceae; Suessiales; Symbiodiniaceae
Source: the annotation of a GenBank genome assembly